Ogataea polymorpha is the source of this 1620-nucleotide messenger RNA. RefSeq lists its product as uncharacterized. NCBI's taxonomy places the organism in Eukaryota, Fungi, Ascomycota, Pichiomycetes, Pichiales, Pichiaceae. Bases 1 to 762 code for a protein of 253 amino acids. The record is from RefSeq and is a predicted model, not a curated record. Gene Ontology annotation, biological process: ubiquitin-dependent protein catabolic process. The transcript has 2 exons. Gene Ontology annotation, cellular component: proteasome core complex; nucleus; proteasome core complex, alpha-subunit complex.
AUGAGUGGUUACGACAGUGCUUUAUCUAUUUUCAGCCCCGACGGACACGUGUUCCAAGUGGAGUACGCCCUGGAGGCCGUGAAACGUGGAACGUGUGCGGUGGGCGUGAAGGGCAAGGAGGUUGUGGUUCUUGCGUGUGAGAGACGAACCACACUGAAAUUGCAGGAUCCGAGAAUCACGCCGUCGAAAAUCAACAAGAUCGAUACACACGUGCAGUUGGCGUUUGCUGGGUUGAACGCAGAUGCGAGAAUCCUGAUCGACAAGGCCCGUGUCGAGGCGCAAUCCCACAGACUGACCCUGGAAGACCCGGUGACGGUGGAAUACUUGACCAAGUACGUCGCGGGCGUGCAGCAGAGAUACACCCAGAGUGGUGGAACCCGGCCUUUUGGUGUUUCGACGCUCAUUGCAGGCUUUGACGAGAACGACAAGACGCCUAGGUUGUACCAGACAGAACCUUCAGGAAUUUACUCGGCGUGGAAGGCCAACGCCAUUGGGCGCAGUAGCAAGACGGUGCGCGAGUUUCUGGAGAAGAACUACGACAAGGAGCAGGAGCUGGACGAAGCGCAAACCAUCAAGCUGACCGUCAAGGCGCUGUUGGAGGUGGUGCAGACCGGAGCCAAGAACAUCGAGAUUUCCGUGAUGAAGCCUGGCAGAGUGAUCAGCCAGCUGUCCAACGACGAGAUCGAGGCGAUUGUGCAGGAGAUAGAGGCAGAGAAGGAGGCCGAGGCAGAGAAAAAGAAGCCGAAGAAAGCCAGUGAAUAGAUCCACCAUAGCUAGUAAUUCUAUUUACAAUGUCCUAGUUUCGCCCUCCACGUCGAUGAUGUCGCCCUCGCUCGACGGCGUCUUGAUGACGAAACGCUUGUUGGCCACAAAGCCAAGUGGAAUGAUCUCGAUCACGCACUGGCUCUUGCCGACGCUGAUGCUUUGCUCCAAAAGGUCCUGGAAGAUCGGGGUGUCCAAAUUUUUCAGACUAAAAAUGACCUUGGCAAUUUUGUCACCGGACCGUUUGUCGUAGAGAUAUCUGCUUUGUACUGUUAUCAUAUCCUCCACUUCCUGGACGACACCGUUGAUUGUCUGUAGUGAGACGUUCCAGUCGUACUGCACGCCGUCCAGAACGCCCAGAGCAAUGUCGUUGACCGACUGGACGUUGAAGUAGUCUGCAACGCCAUCCUCGUUCAGCAGGAACGCGUCAGAGACACGCCGGAGCACGAAGUUGGCCAGGUCGCUGUUGAUCUGCUCGAUCGGCGGCAGCACCAAUGGGUUUGCGCUGUUUCGGGGCCGGAAAAUCAGCGUCGAGUCUUUGAGCAGCGUCCAUUUCUCGCUCAUCUGCUUGCGGUUGCGUCUCUGGGCGAUUUUGUACGCCAUGAAUGAACCCACGCAGAGCGGCGGAACAACCAGUGCAAAUAUUGGCAGCGCAACAAACACCACCAGCGAGCCAACAGCCGUGAGUCCGAGCGCUAGCUUGAGCGAGUCCGGCGUACGAGCAAGUACCUCAUUCAGAAGAGAGGGCCGAUCGAUCCGUUGUCGCGGCGGCCGCGAGUACCGGUGUGUCACGAGACUGGAGUGUACAAACCGACACCCGUGCCAGAAAAGCGGUCUGGGCAAAGACCGGCCCACAAU